UGUCCCUUUAAAACAUCUGAUGUUGUGUAGGUGGAGCUGCAAUUUCAAAAGCACGAUCACCUUUUUGCUUCAGGUGUACAAGGCAGUCACCCAGUCUAAGGUUCUCCCAGAGAAACAACAGAAGCGGCUGAAGCAGAGCGAUCGCAAAGGCUCGACCUCCUCACAAGAAGAUGCGGCAGUCCUCAAGCAGUCCAAGACAACGGUGGGAUUCCAGUCAGAACGCUCAAAAACAAGCUCAGCGGCCACAUGUUCAAAGCCAGUGACCGGUCCGUCAGCAGCAACACCAGGCAGAGUUGCACAAACACCCGUAUCUGUAGUGAAGAGGGCCGGAGCUGCUGCCUCAGAGGGCAGGAAGGGAAAACUUGGAGCACGGCAAUCCCCCUCCUCCCCCCGUUGCAACAGAGCGGCCCCAGCAGCCCCAGCCCCGGCCUCAACCCCGGCCUCCCCGGCAGCACGAGCCCAGGCCGGCAGCUCCAGGCAGCUUCCCAGCAGCAUGGCCAAGCUGAGGCUGGGCAGCAGCAGCAACCAGGCCACAAGCUAUGGGGAUGCCUUCCACUCAGGAGGAGGAGGAGGAAGGGUUGCCUCGUCCAAAGCCUCAGGGGUCACCACCAGAGCUCAAGCAGCUGCAGCAGCCAAGACCCCAACCAAGACCCCAGUCACAACAACAGGCACUGCAGCCACAAAGAGCACGGCCUCGUCCAUCAAGCCUGCCGCCUCCACCACCCAGAGAAAACUUCCGGCUCGACCAACUCGCACGCUCACUCCUCAAUCAGUUUCACGUUGCUUCAUCGAGUGCAGUGAUUCUCAAACUGUGGGCCCUGAAGGUAUUCCAAGUCUUGAUCAUUUUCUAAAGAUCAAAGUGUGA
Molecule: messenger RNA, 865 nt
Organism: Engraulis encrasicolus (European anchovy)
Lineage: Eukaryota; Metazoa; Chordata; Actinopteri; Clupeiformes; Engraulidae
Product: mucin-4-like
Exons: 5
Coding region: 20-865 (281 amino acids)
Source: RefSeq, a predicted model, not a curated record